Messenger RNA from Paramecium sonneborni, 3858 nucleotides. NCBI's taxonomy places the organism in Eukaryota, Ciliophora, Oligohymenophorea, Peniculida, Parameciidae. The record is from the annotation of a GenBank genome assembly.
AUGUAAUUUCAUUAUCAUAAAUAAGAAGUCAAAAUAGCUUUCAAAAAGAGCAUUUAAUUAUAUGAGGGACUAUUUUUUAAAAAAAUCAAUAAAAAAUUGGAUAUCUAUAGAAACAAAUCUAUUUAAUUUAGAAAUGGGAAGGUAAUUGGAAAAACUUGGAUUUAAGACAUUACGUGUUUCGAUGAAGAGAUCGAAGAUUAUUCAUUUCAUAAAAGAGGAUGUCAUAUAAUUCUAAGAAAUUCAUUAGACAUCAUCAGAAUGUCAUAAGAUAACUUCAUUACUUUAAAGAUUAGAAAAAAUGUUUCUCAUAGAAUUUAGUUGAAUGAUGAAAAUUAUGUUAACUAUCAUGAAGGAACUUUAAAUGGUUAACCAAAUAAAUUAAUUAAUUUAAAUUCUUAUUACAUAGAUGAAAUGAAUUGUAUAAUUAAUGAUGGUCAAAUACUACCAUUAGGAUUAAAAAUUAAACCAUUAAUUAAAUAUACCAAACUCAGAUGUUUUAAAAUAGCUGAAGAAACUUAUUGUUUGCAAUAAAUAACUAAUGAAUAAUGUUUAAAUAUUUUAAUACACAAAGAUAAACAAAUUCCAUUCUAUUAAGAUGUUCUUUAUUUAGAAGGAUAACUAUCAUAUAUUAAUGGAUAUUUCUUUCUCUAUAACAAUAAUUAAUUAUAAAUGAUUAAUUAACAUGGUAUUGAGUAUGAAGAACCUUUACAUGGACAAUGUUAUUUAGAUGGAUCUGAAAUUUUUGUUUUAAGAGAUAUUUAAAUAGAUGAAUAAAUUAUCAAAAACAAUUUAGAGUUUACAAUCAAAACAACCGGAGUCUUAUUUAAGAUAUAAAUAAUCACUAAAUCUCUAAAAUUAAAAAUGAUGUUAGAAGAAAAUCAAAUACCACCAUAAGAAAUACCUGAUUAUUUGGUUAAAAUUAAUGAUUAUAAGUUUAUUAAGGAAACUGUUAAAAAAUUGUGGAAACAAAAAAGCAUUAAUAAAACUCAAUUAAUUUAAAUAUUUAAUGUAUUAGUUGAUAUGAAAAAAUCUAAUAAAAUAAGAGCAAAAUUAAAUUUAAUACAAUGUUAUGAAACUGAAAAUCUAGAGAACUUAUCAUUUUCAAAUUGUAUUUAAUCAGAAACAUGUGAAUUAUCACAAUUAAUUAGAUUUUUUUAAAAUCAUAUCAUCUACAAUUAUGUUCAUUUUUUGAAUGCCAUUAUAAAGUAUAAAUCAAAAUUUCUUAACGAAAUAUUACCAGAUGGCUCUUUAUUUAAUAAUUUUGAGCCAACAGAGAUUGGAAGUCUUUCUAAAUAGAAUAAACUUAAUGAUUUGAGUUUUCUAGGAAGUAAUAAUAUUCCUAAAAUAAAAAUUGAUUAUUAAAAGGUUGCAAACUAAUGUCUAAUUUAAUGUCAUGGUAUUUACAAUUUACCAUUCUAAUAAGAAGAUUUUACAUUUUUCUUAUAUACAUUAUUAGUUUAAGGUAAUUAAUCAAGAUUAACUCUUAAAAAUUUCAUGCAGGAGUAAGAUAAAAUUCAUACUCUUCUUACAUAUAAUUCAAAAAUAGAUACUCUUUUUGUAUAGUUGAAUUAAUACUAUUAAUAACAUAAUUUAAAUUGGUUUGAUGAGAUGUUGUAUUAAUUAAGAAAAACUUAAUAUCCUGUUUAAAUAUUCUAAUCUAUACUAGAUUAUUGUCCUAAUUUAACUACAAAAGAAUACCUUAUUUCUGUAAAUGUGGCUUUUGAAAGAAUUUAAACAUUUUCAACAGAUAAUUAUCAUUUAUUUUAUUAAUUGUUAGAAUCUUUUAUUUUUAUUAGAAAUUCAUUUGAUUAAGGAGAAUAUGAUUAAUUGUAAACUAUAAUUUCUUAAUUGUAAUAAUCAUCAAUUUUAUCUUAAAUUAUUUCAAACUUUAAUGUAGUAUAUUAAUUAGGUACUGUAUUAAAUAAAAUUAUGGCAAAUCCAGAUGAAUGUUAAAAAUGCAUAGAGUAAUUACUUGAAAAUUAUCAUGUUAAUAGAGUUAAAUUAUUGUAAUUUAAAAUUUAAGAUAAGACAUUCAAUUUAUAAAAUUAAAAUGAAUUGAAAUAAUGUUUUUCAUAUGGUUUUAAAAAUUAUAUCAAAGAUGAUAAAAAAAUAGAAUUAUCAAUAUUUAGGAAGAAUCUUGAAUUUGGUAAAUAUAGAGAUGCAAAGCUUCUCUGUCAAUCCUUUAAUUUAAAUAUAAAUUAAUUUGAUGAAGUCUUGUCAGAUGCAAUGCUUAGAUAUCUAUAACUUCAAAAAAAAAUUGAUUAUAUUGAAGAUGAAAGGAAAAAAUUCUUAGAAAUUUAGAUUGAAAUCCAAAAAUUAAAAAAAGAAAAAUUAGUCAAAACUUAGAAAACUAUGAGUCUUUAUAAAUUUAUUAUAGAAUCUAAAGAAACAGGAAAUUUUAGAGAUUUAGAUUAAUUUAAAUGUAAUCAAAUUAUAUUCUCAAUAUAUCGAAGAACUUAAAAUUUAGAUUUACCUUAUAUAAGAUUAAAAAAAAAAUUAGCCAAAGCUAAUGAUUUAAAAAUUUAUGAUAGAGAUUUUUGUAAAUUUAUGAUUGAUCUUGCAUAAAAAAAUUUUAAUGUUAAACCACAAAAGGCUUAAUUAAUUUUAGAAGAUCUUUCUUAAAAUGGAGAUCAACUAACUUAAUCCGAAGUUUCAAUAAUUUUAUUAUAAUUUUCAAAAGAUGAAAACUAAAAGAGAGAAUAAUAUUGGAAAGUUUUAAAAUAAUCAUCAAAUGCAGAUACAGUUUAGACUUUAUUAAAUUUUUAGUAGAAACAAACUAAAUAGAUAUAAUUAAUACCUUAGAAGAUUGAAAUAAUAUCCAAAGAACUAAUAGAAGUAUCUUUAGAAAAUUCUGUAAACUUAGCUAAAUUUGAAUAAGAAUAUAAAAAAUUUUAUACAGAAAACAUAACUGAUAUCGUAUUUUUGGAUAAUAUAUUAAAAGAUCCUUAAGAAGCUUUUUUUUUAUUAUCUUUAAAAUAAUCAUAAAAUACAAAGUUCUUAAUUUAAAAGUUAGCAACUAGUCAUUUAAUGAAUUCUGAAAAAAUCUUAACUCUUUAUAUUCAAAAUUUUAUGAAACCAUUUAAUGUGAUUAAGCUUUUAUAAGGUGAUGACAAGGAACUUGAAGAAUUAGCCUAAGCUCUUGUAAUUAGUUAAAAUAAGUAAAUCUUUGAUAAAAGAUGUAUUUUUAAUAAAAAUGAACGAUUAAUUUAAAUUUAAGAAAGAUUGGAAACAUUAGAAUUGGAUAAUAUUAUUCCAGAAUUAAGAUAUUUCAAAGAUUUAGACAUUAAAGAAUUAAAAGUCCAAAAUUUUAUUAAAGUAUUAUAAUAAACUGAUCUUAAAUUAUAUUACUCAAAUAAUGAAUAAAAUUUAAAAAGUUAUAUCAAAAAUUAAAUUAAACGAAUACCUGAGAUAAUUGAUAUAAAAAUAGAUCUAAGAUAUCAUUUUAUGAUUUAUGAAGAUAUUUUUGGUUUUACUCAAAAAGAAAAACACUUGAUUCGGUCAUUUAUCUAUUAAUGCAUAGAAAGCAAGAAAUUAAUUUAAUACUAUGAUAAUAUUUACAAAUAAAUCAUUUCUAAAGAGUUUAAUUUUGAUUAAGUGAAAGAGGAUUUCUAUUAAAUUAUUGAAUUAGAAUGUAUUUUCAUAAUUGUUGAGAUAGCAAAAUCUUAUUUUAAAAAACAUGAAGAAGUUAUAUAAUUUUAUUGUUAAAAAUUAAUAUCAAGCUCUUCAAGUAAUGAUGAAAUCGAAUUUUGGUACAAGCAAGACCCUCAAGACUAAAUUAGGAAUAUUUUGAUAGAAACUUUAAAAAAGUAAAGUUAAUCUUUAUAACUAAAUAAUGAUAUGAGACCAUUGAUUGUUUGA